Molecule: messenger RNA, 939 nt
Organism: Penicillium macrosclerotiorum
Lineage: Eukaryota; Fungi; Ascomycota; Eurotiomycetes; Eurotiales; Aspergillaceae
Exons: 4
Coding region: 1-939 (312 amino acids)
Biological process (GO): protein folding in endoplasmic reticulum
Cellular component (GO): EMC complex
Molecular function (GO): protein binding
Source: RefSeq, a predicted model, not a curated record
AUGAGCGUUGCCACCAAUUCGGGAGUCAAUGGAUCGGAUGUGAUCUCUGCACUCCAUCUCUCUCAGCAGGCCCCGGCGAUUCUGGGCUACGGUUCCGGGUCAAAUGCCAAAGCCAAACGCGCAGCUGGUACCGCCGAAGACUAUGGCCAAAUUGAAAAACUCCUAUUAGCAUGUCUUCGGACAGGCGAUGAUGCAUCCGCCCUGGCGUGUUUGGAUCGCCUAAGCCACCGGUUCGGCCCGUCAAAUGAACGAGUGAUGGGUCUGCGUGGCCUGUAUCAGGAAGCAGUUGCUAAGGACCGCCCGGCUCUGGAGAAAUGCUUGGAAGACUAUGAAAGGAUUCUUUUGGAAACACCCGUUAAUAUGCCGAUCAUGAAGCGUCGAGCCGCGCUGCUGCGCUCUCUCAACCGACCGUCCGAUGCAAUCGCCUCCCUGGUUCAGCUACUUGAUGCCGUUCCCACCGAUGCGGAAGCGUGGUGUGAACUUGCCGAUUUAUAUCAAUCGCAGGGCCUUGGCUCCCAGGCAGUCUUCAGCCUCGAAGAGGCUCUGUUGAUUGCCCCAAAUGCCUGGAAUAUUCACGCACGACUCGGAGAGCUUCUUUAUACCUGUGCAUUUUCUUCCGAUGACGAUGUGCCCCGGCUUGCAGGCAAGUCGGUACAACAUUUCUGCCGGAGUGUUGAGCUCUGCGACGAUUACCUACGCGGAUUUUAUGGAUUAGCCUCAGUAACCUCCCGGAUGUUGGAAAAUCAGAAUGUCGCCGAGAGUUCCUCGCCGUCGGCCGCUCCGUCCAGAAAAACUCUUACUCAGCUGAAAGACUUUGCUCUUCAGAAGCUGGAAGAGAUCAUCAAAACAAGGUCGGUGGAUGAUCAACAUUGGGCAUCCAACCGAAGUGAAGUUAUUGCCGCCAGAGAGUUGUUGAAUCGCCUGACGGCACCCAAAUAA